AUCAUUUGCAAGCAAGGACACAAAGGAAGCUGUCAUUGAUGUUGAAGAUACUUCAAAGACCUGUUGAUUCUGUGGUCUUAGGGCCAUUGUGACUCAAGCUGUAGCUAAAAUCAGUCCAAUGCAACAGGAGUUUCAAGAACAGCAACAGAAAAAUGAUGACUUAACUGAAUGGAGCAAGAAGGCACAUACUUCCAAGAAGACCUCUCUAUCCUUAAGAGUAGAAAUUUCUCUUCAAGAUGACAAGUGAUUCAAACCCUUCAGGAUCUUACUUGCCCUCAAAAACAAGAUGUUCCAAAAUAGAUGACAACUACUUGAAGGAAUUGAAUGAGGACUUAAAGCUAAGGAAGCAGGAACUGCUAGAGAUGCUAAAACCUCUUGAAGAUAAGAACAAUCUCUUAUUCCAGAAGUUGAUGUCUAACUUAGAGGAAAAACAAAGAAGUUUGCAGAUCAUGAGGCAGAUCAUGGCAGGGAAGGGGAAUGAAGAAUCCUCAGUCAUGGAGCUCAUUAAGGAAGCAGAAGAGAUGAAGCAGAAUCUGGAAAGGAAAAACAAGAUGCUUCGGAAGGAAAUGGAGAUGCUAUGGAACAAGACAUUCGACACAGAAGAACUUGGUGGUUAACAAAAAGCCCUGCAGAUAAAAAACAAAGCAGACUUGCAGGACAGGAAGGUUCCCAAAACCCCCUCAUCACCUAGGAAGACCAAAAAUGAACUGGAGACAUCAUGUGCAGAGAAAGUGAAGGAGAAAAGGAAGGAAAAGCAACAGAGGAAAAUGGAGUGGGUCAGGUCCAAGGAACAAGCCAACAUCCUUCAGAAUGACUUUAAUGGUAAAGUGAUUGAGCUGAGAAUUGAAGUCUUGAAGAACUACGAGAAGGCCAAUGACCUGAAAUUAUCCCUAUACUUACAGCAGAAUUUGGAACCAAAGCAAGCAUAUUUUAAUCUUCCUGGGUCCCGAGGUACUAUAAGUACUACAACUACAGGCAGAACAACUACCAGCAAAAAUGAAUCUAAUGAAAGAAUUCUUGAAUCAAAGACCUACACAGAACAACAAGGAACUAAAGGAAGUCACUUUGAUGAUGUAGGAGGGAAGCUCUUGUUUCUGAGGUCACUGCCAGAUGAAGCUCUGAAGGAUUAGAAGGCUUUUACUCCAUUUGCUUUGGACAGAUUUAAAGUCUAGGCACAGCCAUUUGUGUUAAUUAAAAUCUC
This is a messenger RNA of Zalophus californianus (California sea lion), 1201 nucleotides long. It is a transcript of the gene CCDC196, whose product is annotated as coiled-coil domain containing 196. NCBI's taxonomy places the organism in Eukaryota, Metazoa, Chordata, Mammalia, Carnivora, Otariidae. The record is from RefSeq and is a predicted model, not a curated record. The transcript has 11 exons.